Messenger RNA from Herpailurus yagouaroundi (jaguarundi), 2008 nucleotides. It is a transcript of the gene SLC47A1, whose product is annotated as solute carrier family 47 member 1. NCBI's taxonomy places the organism in Eukaryota, Metazoa, Chordata, Mammalia, Carnivora, Felidae. The transcript is spliced from 17 exons. Gene Ontology annotation, biological process: xenobiotic detoxification by transmembrane export across the plasma membrane. The record is from RefSeq and is a predicted model, not a curated record. Gene Ontology annotation, molecular function: xenobiotic transmembrane transporter activity; antiporter activity. Gene Ontology annotation, cellular component: membrane. The coding region runs from base 20 to 1705 and encodes 561 amino acids.
GCCGCAGAACUCCGGGCGCAUGGAGGCUAUAGAGGUGUCCGAGCCGAGCGGCCAGGGGGCCACCCCCGAGCGUCGUGGGCCUCGCUGCCAGCUUCUGCCCGGCUUCCGAGAGGAGCUGCGGGCGCUCCUGAUUCUGGCGGGCCCCGCGUUCUUGGCCCAGUUGAUGGUGUUUCUGAUCAGUUUCGUGAGCUCCGUGUUCUGUGGCCACCUGGGGAAGCUGGAACUGGACGCCGUCACCCUUGCGAUUGCGAUGAUCAACGUCACUGGAAUCUCGGUGGGCUUUGGCUUAUCUUCUGCUUGUGACACCCUCAUCUCCCAGACGUAUGGGAGCCAGAACUUGAAGCACGUGGGGGUCAUCCUGCAGAGGGGCACCUUGGUGCUGCUUCUCUCCUGCUUCCCCUGCUGGGCACUCUUCGUCAACACCCAGAACAUUCUGCAUCUCUUCAGGCAGGACCCAGCCGUGUCCAGGCUUACCCAGGACUAUGUCAUGAUCUUCAUUCCUGCCCUGCCUGCAAUCUUUAUUUACACGUUACAAGUUAAAUUUUUGCUCAACCAGGGAAUCAUACUGCCCCAGAUCCUCACCGGAGUUGUCGCCAAUCUUGUCAACGCCCUCAUCAACUAUCUGUUUCUCUAUCAACUGGAUCUCGGGGUGAUGGGGUCGGCACUGGCAAAUACCAUUUCCCAGUUCACCCUCGUGCUGCUCCUCUUCCUGUACAUCCUCUGGAGGAAACUGCACCAAGAUAUCUGGGGAGGGUGGUCCCUUGAGUGUCUGCAUGACUGGGCCGGCUUCUUCGACCUGGCCUUCCCCGGCAUGCUCAUGCUGUGCAUUGAGUGGUGGGCCUACGAGAUCGGGAGCCUACUGAGCGGUAUCCUCGGCAUGGUGGAGCUGGGAGCCCAGUCCGUGGUGUAUGAAGUGACCGUCAUUUUGUACAUGAUACCUUCAGGCUUCAGUGUGGCCACCAGUAUCCGGGUAGGGAAUGCGCUGGGCGCUGGAGACAUCGAGCAGGCCAAGAAGUCCUCAACUGUCGCCUUGCUGGUCACAGGAGUCUUUGCUAUAACCUUCUGCGUCCUGUUGUUAAUUUUUAAGGAUCUGGUGGGGUACAUUUUCACUAGCGACCGAGAAAUCGUGGCUCUGGUCGCUGAGGUGAUUCCGAUCUGUGCUGUUUCCCAUGUGUUCGAAGGUCUUGCUUGCACAAGUGGUGGCAUCCUGCGGGGAAGUGGCAACCAGAAGGCUGGGGCCAUGGUCAAUGCCGUCGGGUAUUACGUGGUUGGUCUCCCUGUCGGGAUCUCGCUGAUGUUCCUGGCCAGACUGAAAGUGCUUGGUCUGUGGUCAGGGAUCAUUAUCUGUGCGAUCACGCAGUGCCUGUGCUUUUUCAUCUUUAUUUCUCAGCUAAACUGGAAGAAAGCCUGUGAAGAGGCUCGGGUACAUGCCAAUGUGAGACUAAAUGUGGUCCGGACUAGGACCCAGUCUGUGGCCCAGCCUGCAGUCUAUCAGAACAUAGCGGUGGUCCCAAGGAACCAGCGAAGAGUGUUAAGGAGAGCUGUUGUACAAAGAGACGAGACUCCAUUGGAUCUGCAAAUGAGCCAAGACGCUAGGAUGACCGGGAGACAGUUGGUGCUGUGGCGUGGGCUCUUGCUCCUGGGGGUCAUUUCAAUCUUGCUCCUAGGGAUUUUACUGAGAGUGUAUAUCAGAGUUGAGGGAUAGGCAAGAGAGAGUCAGGUCGAGCGAUACUUUUUGAGUUUACAAGUAACGCACCGGCCAAGCGGUGGAAAUUUGUUUUCAGUUAAGCAGUUCUACUUUGUGAGUUUACAAGUAACGCACAGGCCAAGCGGUGGAAAUUUUUCAGUUAAGUAGUUCUACUUUUUGAGUUUACGAGUAACGCACCGGCCAAGCGGUGGAAAUUUGUUUUCAGUUAAGUAGUUCUACUUUUUGAGUUUACAAGUAACGCACAGACCAAGCGUUGGAAAUUUUUCAGUUAAGUAGUUCUACUUUUUGAGUUUACAAGUA